This is a messenger RNA of Cyprinus carpio (common carp), 4152 nucleotides long. RefSeq lists its product as uncharacterized. The record is from RefSeq and is a predicted model, not a curated record. NCBI's taxonomy places the organism in Eukaryota, Metazoa, Chordata, Actinopteri, Cypriniformes, Cyprinidae. The coding region runs from base 3251 to 4042 and encodes 263 amino acids. The transcript is spliced from 2 exons.
UACAAAUAAAUAGCUAUUUACAGGGAAGUAUUUCCUUCAUUUCUCAUCUCUUUGCAGCCACUCUUCCACAGUUUUUGUGUGCCCAAACUCUUUCUGGCCUGUCCAUAUCGACUGUACAUGUAAUCGGAGUUAAGAAUCAAAUGGAGAUACACAUACAUUUGUAUUUAAAAUGGUCUAUGAUUGUUACAUUUUUUUGUAAAGUCCAUCUUCAGGAUGCACCUAAAGACAGAGCUCACAAUACUUGACAUCUGGUCAUAGAUGAGCCACUUGGUGGUCAGUACAGACUGCAUGGCUGGUGGCAUGUGAUGCCCUAACCGGUCACAUGCAGCAAGGUAUUGCAGGGACAUCUUUACAUAGUCAUCACUAUGUUGUUCACACAGUUUGUGAUACAGCAUAGAGAACGCUCCCUCAUCAGCUUUGCCACAUGUAUAUCACAAGAAAACCUGUUUAAACACACAGACAACCAAGCCAAAGUUUAUUAAAGUUCAUUUAAAAGAGUUCCCUUUUAGCAGUGCAGAGGGAAAGGUGUGAUGUAUCCCAGACCAAAAAAACACAACUGACUGUACAAACAAGAUCUUUGAUGCAAGGGACUUCACAGAAGUCUGGCAAGGUCCCCCACAGUGUGUCGUGGUGUUGUUGAGUCUGACACCCAUCAAAGGUCAAGCAAAGAUCAAUGGAGGUCGUUUACACAUCCUGAGAAGAACCUCAGACAGAGUCUUUUGAAAGAAACUUAAAAAAGAACUAUGUUACAUUACAUGCUGUAAAUUGUAACACUAUUACAAAACAAUAUUGAAGUAAAAAUAAAAAAUUGUAUUAUUUCCAUUACAGCAUAGUUGUUAAAAAUUUCAUUACUUAAUUGCACAUGCCUAUUCAUUUUUGCCUAUAAUAAAACCAAUUCUUUCAUGAUUCACCUGUAAAGAGGGUUGCUGGAAACAUCCGCGGUGCACCAGAUCCAGCUGAUCCAGGAUGUCAUAGGACCACACGGCCAGCUUCUCGAUGCAGUGCUGAAACUCCAGGUAUUCUGCUUUCAGGAAAUACCAGUCAGCACCCGCCUCACUGUCUUGUAGAGCACACAAUAUGUCAGUCACUGACUGAACCGUCUGCAGUUUGGCAUCCACAAUCACAGCAGUCAGUGAGUCAAGCAGAUCAGCGUUGAAGGUGGUGGAAAUACUGUGAACAACACAACUAUUAUAGUCAAGCAGACGGACAAGAAGACAGUUAUCACUACAAUUAUGAUGUUAUUUGUGAUCACAUAUGAUCAACUGAGCAUGUCUCCAUAGCUGCACAAGAAAUGUAUAGCCCUACAAUAAAAUAAUAUGAAUGAUUAUAAGUUAAACAAAACCGUAUAAACAAAUAGCAAACACAGUAAAUAAAUCACGAGGCAUAGACAUGUAUAACACAUUUUCUCCCUGUCUGUAGCCUCAUCUCUUUGUAGGUGCUGUUCUUUUGCAUCCCAAAGUCCAUCAGACAGUCACCCUCACAGCCAGGUAACAUGUCUCUCUGUCUCUCUCUGCCUGGCACUCUGAUGGACUCUGUGACCCGUUUGAAUGUGCAGGUGUACUUUAAAAGGCAUCUCUCAGUCCAGUCUGUCAGCCUCAUGCUCCCGCUGAUGUCCAGACAGGACCAUGAGAGAGUAGCCAAGGAGGUUUUUUUAGCAGCCACUUGAAGGUUUUAUUCCUGUAUUGACCAAACUGGAUGGCACUUUGUCUUGCCAGCAGUAGGUCAUCAAAAGAAUCCCAUCCACUUUUGAUGACCCUGAUCUUGGCCGCAUCCAGCACAGACCGAAAGGGCUUCCUUUUAGCCAGCAGAAAACUAACAUAAAGUGAGUCAAGGUUCAAAUGAACAGCUCAGUAUUACCCCCUUAUUUCUCUGCCAUUUCUGCAUGAAUUUAUAUUUAAGGGGCCUCAGGGUUUCAGCACAAAAGGUUUCACUUUAGCCACUUGAGAAAUGUGGACUUUCUCUGCAGUGCCUGCGCCCUGAGAUGCUCUGAGCACCAGUUCUCCAGCUUCCACACGCAAAUUAGGUUUGCUGUCCAUUCUGCAACCGUAAAGCAAUACACUAGAUACUAUGAUAAACAAUGCACUGCAAAACCCCAUAAACGAAAGAAAAUAUCUAUCAAAUGUAUUUGAAUGUAUACAUUUAUCAAGCACUCUUUAAAAAAAUCUGUAAAAAGGGCACAGUGCACUGAAAUAAUUUAAAGCAAUUUUCCUUGUUUGUUUAUUACAGGUGUUUUGCCUGUAUUUUAGAGUUAACACAAAUGUCCGUAAAAUCAAUGCAUUAUGUCCCGGUGAUGAGCUGCCAGUACUUUUUCUGAUAUUUCACAUUUAUUUCUUACAGCGAGAGUGGCAGACUUGAGUGAAUCAAAUUAAGUCGAGGCACUGGACUCUUUUGUAGAUUAUGGUAAAGAUAAAAAACAAAGUUUUUAAUCGAAUCUAAUUUUCUUGUUAUCUUUGUUAAUGAUUUGCAGCAGAAAACUUAAAAGGGUCAAACCAAUCUAGUACACGCUUCUGCGUGCGUUACACAUUUAAAAGACGGGAAAAAUGGCUUGCGUCUAUGAAGUUCAUGAAUUAAACUUCUUUAAUAUAUAUUGAAAAGGAGUCUCUGUGUUAUCCCUAUUUUUCCCACCACUUCUGCAUGCAUUACACGCAAAGAGAAAACAGAGAAUUUAUAAAGAGAUCUGUAGAUAAUAAAUGAAACAAUAUUUGUUUCAUAUAGGAAUUUUAGAGAGGUAAAACGGUAAACUAACAAAAGUAUCCUUAUUACCCUUGAUAAUUCGCCAAUAACACUUUUAAAAAGGCAGAUAAAGCACGAGAAAGGGUUAAAUAUGUUGACUUGCUGUAUGUGCACAGAAAGGGUGAUCAAGAAAGCAAACAUGCACAGUUAAAUUGGACAAUCCAUUAUUUCUUAUGGAAAAGAGCAGUCUUUUUUACUGCUCGGAGCAAAAAAAAAUAAUAUUUACUGUUUUUGAUUAGAGCUGAACAUGCCUUUCACCCAGAAUGCGAGGAUGAUUUUCGGCCAAUGGGAGCGAUGCAGGACUGAAACAAUUCAUCCUGAUUCAGAACAGUCUUCUCUGUUGGCCCCCCUGUGGCCCCUCGCACACCUGGGCUCCACCCAUCUACCUGAGUACAAGUGCUGUGGCAAAUAUCAACCAGUUUGAUUAUAGUGACCAGAGUGCUUUCAAGGACCAGCAUUAGCCUAUUUGUGCAUUUCCUUUGAAAAAAAAAAAUAUCAUGGCUCCACAAAGAAGGAGAUGGCCUCCUGUUAUCUCCAAGAGGAGAGAGAACGGAGGGAGAGGUUGCGACAGAGGCUUGAAACAGACAUGGACCAAACUGCUUUACGAGUCUGGCAGGCAGAAGCUUCCAAAAGAUCAGAAAGGAACUCUAAAUUCUGCCAACCUCACUGGCCUCCUGUGAUUUCACCAGAGGAACAUGAGAGGAGGAGACUGUUCAGGAAAAGCCUGGAGAGAGAGUCUUCUCCUCAAGACUCCCCGUGGAGGCAGUGGCCUCCAGUGCUGAAAAAUGUGAAAGUGUCAGUUCCCCCGUGUGCAUCCCUUGCUGUGGUCCCUCCACCAACUGCUGUAGCCGAUACAGCCCUUAAACGGGUGCCAACGACCACGGUCUGGAGAAGAAAAAAGAGGGCUGAAGAGGACAAAAAGGCCCUGAUGCAUGGCAAAGCUAUCGCACGACGAGCAGAUCCAAAGAGAUUUACCUGCAGGCUGUGCAGACAGCCAAAGAGACUGGAGUUUGGACACAGUUUUUACAAAGGAAAGAGUUUCUGUGCCACUUCGGCUGGAAAAAGCGUAACACAGUGGCUCUCGGAGCAGAAGAGGAUGGCAGGUACAGACAAUUUGAGUAAUGUGUCACAGACAACCGCCUCGAGGAGGAAGACAUGCAAACCAUAUACCUGUCAGCUGUGCCAGCAGCCAAAAACAAAGCAUUAUGGGCACUCACGAUACGCUGGCAAAACCUUCUGCAGCACAUAUGAGGGGAAAACUGUGGAGCUUUGGCUGACAGAGCAACGCGCUCUUUCUCGUAUUAAAUAGCAAUUUCUUGCAAUUUUGUAAUACUGUUUGUUUGUGCACAGUUUUUGCUGUUUUCCAUUUUUAAAGAAUUGUAAACAUUUUUAAGAACUGUUCAUUUUUAAAGAAUUUGU